Molecule: messenger RNA, 1843 nt
Organism: Capra hircus (goat)
Lineage: Eukaryota; Metazoa; Chordata; Mammalia; Artiodactyla; Bovidae
Gene: CIBAR2
Product: family with sequence similarity 92 member B
Exons: 9
Coding region: 113-979 (288 amino acids)
Biological process (GO): cilium assembly
Cellular component (GO): ciliary basal body; ciliary transition zone
Source: RefSeq, a predicted model, not a curated record
GCCAGGACCACACAGCUGCGCCCAGCCCUGUGCAACUUCUCCCAGGCCUGGGGGACCCCUGGGGCCCUGCCCUUAUUCCCCAAGACAAGGACAGCUGCUGCCUCUGAUCACAAUGAACAUCAUUCUCUCCAGGGACAGCCAGGUGCGGGUGAUGGAGGACACAGUGACCAAUGCCGAGAAGUCCUUUGGCCAGUUCUGCUCACUGCUGGCCGCCUACACCCGCAAGACAGCUCGGCUGCGUGACACGGCCGACCAGCUGGUCAAACAGCUCAUCAGCUUUGCCAAUACAGAGAACCCAGAGAUGCGGGCCACCCUGAGGAACUUCGCUGAGGACUUGGCCAAAGUGCAAGAUUACAGGCAAGCUGAGGUAGAGAGGCUGGAGACCAAGGUCGUCAACCCCUUGAAGCUCUAUGGGAUGCAAAUAAAGCAGACCCGGGCUGAGAUCAAGAAAUUCAAAAGUAUCCGGAACAAUGAAAUCAAACAACUGAAGAAACUGGAGAAGCUGAGGCAGAAAUCCCCUUCGGAUAGACAGACCAUCAGCCAGGCAGAGACCAGCAUGCAGAGGGCCUCAGUGGAUGCCAGCCGCACCUCCCACCAGCUGGAGGAGACAGUGGACACCUUCCAGAAGCAGAAGCUGAAGGACAUUCAGAAAAUUUUUUCAGACUUUGUGACCAUUGAGAUGGUCUUCCAUGCCAAAGCAGUGGAGGUGUAUUCCAGUGCCUUCCAGACUCUGGAGAGCUAUGACCUGGAGAAAGAUCUGGAGGAUUUUAGAGCCAAGAUGCAUAGAGUUUAUGGGCGUUGCGAUGCUCGGCCAGCACUCAUGGACACCACCCUGUCCCCAGCUCUCCCAUGGUCUCUUGCCCAGAGUUCUCAGAGCACCAUACAGAGCCAGAGAAAAGAAGCAGUGAGUGAGGAUGACUCUGCUGAGGAGGACCCCGUGGAGGACCUCAGGGGACAGGCACAGAGACUCCAUCAAUAGGACAAGAACUCCCCAGUCGGGAGAUGGGGCUCACACUGGACCCUCACAGGCUCUGCCGUGUGCAAAUCACGUGUUUUCUGAGUCCCGGUUUCCUCAUCUGUACGACAGGGAUCAUAUCCCUUGGCUCACAGGCUGCCCUGGGGACCAAGGUGCCCAGCAGGUGCUCAGUAAACAUGGGUGCCUCUCACCCUAACUCGUACUGGGUCUCAUUUCCUGUCUUAUGACCAGGGCUCCAGCGUGUUUAAGCCUGUGUUAAUGUUGAGAGUUUGGUGUGUUACUGAACCAAACUCAGGUUCACUUGCCUGUAUGUGGUGAAGUCACUUUACUGACACCAGGCUGUGGUGAAGGAAAGUGAAGUGCUUAUUGCAGGUGUGUGGCUGAGUCCUGGGCAGCUGGUGCUCAAAAGGCCUGAACUCCCCAUGGCUUUCAGAGGACGGUUUUUAAAGACAAAGGGAGGGAGGGUGGCUGUGGGGUGUGACCUUGGGACCAGGGACAUAUCACCAAAGUAGAGGGUGAGACUACAGACUCUGCUGGCUACCUGCAGGAGCCCUCUGGGUAUGCACAUUUGGGGAGAAGACCCCUCAUAGUGUGGGGGGUCAUCUGAGCACUGGGUCACUCAGGGCUCAGCACACCUCCCACUGCCUCCUGGAGACCUCUGCUGGGGAGAGGAUGUCCUGCAGCCUCUUGGGAGAGACGCUUGGCUCUGCUGAUUCGAUUCCCCAUAGGGGUACCACAAGCGCCUCAUCAGCAAAGUGGGAAAAAUAAACCUUCCUUGUCGGUGUGAAGAAAAGGGUGGGAAUGUAAGCUGGUGCAUCCACUGUGGCAAACAGUUUGGAGUGCCUCAAAAAACUAAAAGUAGGAUUA